GAGGACAGUUCAGGAUAUUCUUGAAAAAAUUUGGGAAAAAGUAUAUAGGGCAACUUCACUACGUGGUAGACCAUCCUGUCCCCAAAAACAGCUACUCCUAACAAUAUGGAUGCUAGCUAAUCAAGAAGUCUAUAGGUCAGUAGCAGAUAGAUUCAAUGUUUCAUUGAGUACAGCCUGGGAAUAUUUCCAAAGAGUUGUAAAUGUGCUGGUGGAAGUAUCUUCAAUAUACAUCAAAUGGCCUGAAUCAUAUGAAAAUAUAACUAGAAAAUUCAAGAAGAGAGGAGGAAUUGAUGGUGUGAUAGGGGCAAUAGAUGGAACCCAUAUUUCUAUUACAACUCCUUCGUACAUGUCGAAUAAGUACUUGAAUAGGAAACAAUACCAUUCUAUUGUUUUACAAGGUGUUUGUGAUGCCUCAUACAUAUUCACAGACUGUUUUACAGGAUGUCCAGGAAGUGUGCAUGAUGCUCGUGUAUAUAGGAUGUCUCCAUUAUUCAAACAAAUAAUGCCGAAUAUAACUAGAGAUUACCAUUUAUUGGGUGAUUCAGCAUACCCUAAUGCCACCAAUCUCAUAACACCAUAUAGAGAUAAUGGGCAUUUAACUCGACAUCAGAGACCUACCAGAUAUGAAAAUUAUCAACCAAUCAAGGAAUGUACCUCGAAAUCCCAAGUUAUAAAAUUUUUCUCUCAUAAAACUGAUGGAAAGAACGUCAAAGGCACAGGAAAGAUCAAAAAACAGUCCUACAACAAAGCGACCUUCGUCUAG
Molecule: messenger RNA, 763 nt
Organism: Coccinella septempunctata (seven-spotted ladybird)
Lineage: Eukaryota; Metazoa; Arthropoda; Insecta; Coleoptera; Coccinellidae
Product: putative nuclease HARBI1
Exons: 4
Coding region: 110-763 (217 amino acids)
Source: RefSeq, a predicted model, not a curated record